AUGGAUGCUGUCAUCUGGUACUCCCUGGCGAUUGGAGGGCCUCUAGCCACUUCCAUCAUCGUCAACAUAGCGUUGUUGGCCUUUCAUAUUGUAAAGUACAUCGCUGCGCGAGAUCUUCCACAUUAUCUGUCUUUAAGGCAAAUAUGCCAGACCAUACGCCCCUUCAAGAACAUUACUUGGCUUCACCUCAUCGUCGCAAUCGCCUUCAUUUCCACCAAUAUUCUGACCAUCAGCUAUGGAGUCAAGGACGCCGCAGGCUUCAUCCGCCGGUCGGGUGUCUUGUCCGUGAUCAACAUGGCACCGCUAUUCUUGGGAACCCAAAUGAAUUUGAUCGCGAGUAGGUGUGGGCUGAGCCUGCAGUCCUUCGUUGCAGUGCACCGCUGGCUUGGGAUCAUGGCCAUCCUCCAAGGCCUUUCGCAUGCCGUCGUGGCUCUAACGACCCAAACACCCGAUCAUUUGGGAAAGUUGAGCGACAAGUCUGGCGUUGUGGUCACGGCCAUCCUGGUCGCCAUCCCCUUGACAAGCGUCCUUCGGCGAAGAGCGUAUGAAGUGUUCGCUGCUGUCCAUUUUUGCCUGGCCCUAUGCGCCGCUGUCUUCAUCUACCUCCACAAUCCGUCAUCCGGCGUUCUAGAGUCGCCCAAAAGGUAUCUGAUCGCAGCUGCCGGGUGUCUAGGACUCGCAUGGAUCAUACGGCUUGGACUGGUGCUCUACCGCAACACCCGCCUCGGCUCGCUAUCCAGCAGAGCCGCCGUCCGUACAAUCACGUUCGAACUUGAACAGUCAAGCAUACCGCUCGAAGAUGCCGUCCAUGUCCACGUCCGGCUGUCGAGACCGUGGAACGUGAGGGCUGGGCAAUAUGUCUACCUCACCAUUCCGGGGGCCAGCCACACGGCCUGCUUCCAAUCACAUCCGUUCUAUAUUGCGUGGUGGUAUCGGGUCGACGACGACAACUACAUUGUGCUGAUCGCGCAGAAACAAAAGGGCUUCACAGAACGUGUCUUCCGCAUCAGGGAUAGUAGACACAGCAGCAGCUACGGCGGGCGGGCCCUGAUCGACGGGCCGUACGGGAAAGAAAUGGGCCUUGAGUUCUAUGACAAUGUUCUUCUCUUCGCGACGGGCAUAGGAAUCGCCGGUCAACUGUCCCACGUCGCGCAACUCCUCCGGGGCUACUACGACUGCGGCGUCCAGACGAAGAGGGUGACGCUGUUCUGGCAAGUGGAUGCCGAAAUCCAGCUUGGUUGGGUGGCCGACAGGAUGCAGCAGUUGCUUGAGCUCGACGAGAAAAGUCAGGUGCUACACAUCUAUCUAUUUGUGGUGGGCGGCUUCUUGUCGCGAGACGCCGGAAUGACAGACUUUGUCAACCGAGGAAAGCGGAUCGUCGUGACGUACAGGGCCAUGGAUGCAGGGUACCUGACCGGGGCUGAGCUUGAGCGGCAUGGGGGUCGUUCUGUCAUAUCUUUGUGCGCAGACCCCCAGACUGUCAACCGAGUCCGCAUUCUCGUGCAACACAGGGCCGACUCGAAAGUCCACGUGAAGUAUUUGGACUUUAGUCCGGAUGCCGCACGUCCCACGGGAUCGCUUCCGGCAUAG
Verticillium dahliae VdLs.17 is the source of this 1590-nucleotide messenger RNA. Its product is annotated as ferric reductase transmembrane component 3. Gene Ontology annotation, cellular component: plasma membrane. The transcript has 5 exons. Gene Ontology annotation, biological process: iron ion transport; intracellular iron ion homeostasis; copper ion import. NCBI's taxonomy places the organism in Eukaryota, Fungi, Ascomycota, Sordariomycetes, Glomerellales, Plectosphaerellaceae. The record is from RefSeq and is a predicted model, not a curated record. Gene Ontology annotation, molecular function: ferric-chelate reductase activity. The coding region runs from base 1 to 1590 and encodes 529 amino acids.